Paramuricea clavata is the source of this 363-nucleotide messenger RNA. Lineage: Eukaryota; Metazoa; Cnidaria; Anthozoa; Malacalcyonacea; Plexauridae. The record is from the annotation of a GenBank genome assembly.
AUGGCUGAAUGGGCAGAAUGUAAAGCUUGCUCGACGACAGCAGAACCAGGCAGUUGUGAAACCGUUGAAGUUGCGGCAGGAGUGACCACUGGAGCUUCAAUAACCUCACCGGAUAGCUCUGGUUGCGAGAGUGGUGUUAGGCGUCGAGUUACUUCUGCUGUUACGGUCGACACAAUUUGCUCGAGUAUCGCAGGCGAAAUGGCUGAACUUGGUCCCGUUGAUGUUGUAGCGAAAUUGACGGGAGCCACUGCAGGUAGUGUGGUUGUCGAGGCAGCACUACUGGGGCUGUUGGUGACGAGCGCUGUAGCGGCGGUGGCUGAUGCUGACGAACGACUCCUCCGAGGGCGCCGAGAAGGCGGUUGA